Cyclopterus lumpus (lumpfish) is the source of this 5385-nucleotide messenger RNA. RefSeq names its product pappalysin 2 (gene pappa2). The transcript has 27 exons. The record is from RefSeq and is a predicted model, not a curated record. Gene Ontology annotation, molecular function: metallopeptidase activity. The annotation marks the transcript as partial. NCBI's taxonomy places the organism in Eukaryota, Metazoa, Chordata, Actinopteri, Perciformes, Cyclopteridae.
AUGUUGUUGAUCAGAGUACUGGCCGUCUUCCUCGUCCUCAUCACCAACACGUGGCUGCUCAGCCCGGUUCGCUCCGAUGCGCUCCGCCGAUACAAACGCGCCAUGGCCCGGCGGGCGGACCGCGAGCUCUCCAGGCUGGCAGGUGAACCCUGCACCGUCUCCGGCGCCUGGAGGUCCCGGUGGCAGCCGCGCUCCCUCUCCCCGUCCCAACACCGCCCUCAAGUGGCCCGUCCGAGGACGCGCACGACCCGGAGAGAGCUGUACACUGGCGAGAGCGCUCCAGCGGUUUGUGCGGGAGAGUGCAGGCUCGACGCCGGGCUGCGCCGGGUCGCUCCGGCGGGGGAGGAGAGGCGAGAUGCGGAGGCUGUGGCGGUGGGAGCGGGGGGCGGGUAUGCGACGUUGCCCCCGCAGGUCUUGGAGAAACGCUCCGCUGACGACAAGAGAGGGUCAAAUUAUGUCCGUGAACGCACCACUCAGAAACCCGGGGUGUCUUUGCCCGACGACGCCGGGCAGGCCGUCUCCUCCUCCGCACGCGCCUCCCGCUCCAGGUUCACCCGCAGCCUCGGCGGGACGUUUCCUUACGAGGACGACGGCAACUCCAGCUCGGAGAAAGUUCCCCCCAACAGCUCGACCGACACCACGGGGCUCCAGGUCCUCUACAGGCUGCAGCAAGGGGAUGGAGACCAGCUGUCCUCGACUACCGGGACCCCGGAGGACAGUACCGAGGACUACUCCGGGGACUUGGAGGAGGCGGAUCCGCCCGCGAGCCUGCCCGUCGGCAGCUUCUCUCCCUGGGUGAGUCGCGUACCCAGGGUGCCCCCUUCCUGGAUGACCACCCUGUACUUCGGCGGGCGUCGGGAGCAGCUGAAGGUGAAGUCGGCGGCGGGGGUGGAGCUGCCGAGGGCCAAGUUCAGCCUGGAGCUGUGGGUGAAGCCCGAGGGAGGGCAGAGCAACCCUGCCAUCAUCGCAGGUGUGUUUGACAACUGUUCCCAUUCGCUGAGCGAGAAGGGCUGGUCGGUAGGCAUCCGCACCGCGGAGCCCGCCGGCGCCAAAGACGCACGCUUCUACUUCACGCUCCGCACAGACCGAGCCGUGAAAUCCACCACCGUCUACAGCCACCAGCGGUACCGAGCCAACGCCUGGACUCACCUGAUGGCCACUUACAACGGCCACAACAUGAGCCUGUAUGUCGACGGCGCUAAGGUGGGAGAGAGCAGUCUCCAGGCGGGGAAUCUCUACAGUCCCUUCAUGAAGACGUGCAGAUCCCUCUUCCUCGGCAGUAACCAAUCGGAUCAGGGCCACAGCUUCAGGGGCCACAUAGGGGGCGUGGUCUUGUGGGGCUACGCCCGCUCUCACGGGGAGCUGCUGCAGCGGCAUCUUUCAAAUGACAAAAAAGGCGAGCCACUCUUGGCGAUGUGGGCCGACUUCACUAAGGUGAAGGAGCUAUGGACUCCUUACAAAGUUGGCCUGCAUCCGACCGUCAUCACCACUCCCGUCCCCGAACAAGAACUUGUGUCCUCGUUCCUGCCGCCACCCUGCGGCCUGACACCCUGCGACAACACCGACAUCAUCUUCGGCUACAACAACAACUGGCAGCUCCGUGCCGCCAAGCAAGUUCGCUACCGGGUCGUCAACCUCUCCGAAGAUGACGGUGGGAACCCCACCGUGUCCGAGGAUCAGAUCCAGCUCCAGCACUGGGCUCUAACCGAGGCCUUUCGCCCCUACAACAUCACGCUGCAUCUGAGCGUGCACACUGCCAGAAACUCCAGCUUCCGACAGCGGUUCAUCCUCAGCAACUGUCGAAUUGGGAAGAUCGGAAACCGCCAAUGUGACCCCGAGUGCGACCACCCGAGGACAGGCCACGACGGCGGGGACUGCCUUAGACUGGGGCCCUGCUACAACUGGAAGAGGCAGGAUGGAGUUUGUAACAUGGAGUGCAACAGCAUACACUAUGAUUACGAUGAUGGAGACUGCUGUGACCCGGAGGUCACCGACGUCUACAAGACCUGCUUCGAUCCUGAGUCCCCUGAAAGGGCCUAUAUGAGUGUGAAAGAGCUAAAGGAGGAGCUGCACCUGAGCGGCACCGACACGCUCAACGUUUUCUUUGCCAGCAACUCGGUGCGAGAAGAGCUGGCAGGAGCUGCAACCUGGCCAUGGGCGAAGGAGGCUCUUACCCACCAAGGUGGGAUGGUGCUUAACCCGUCGUACUUUGGCACCCUGGGCCACCAGAACACCAUGAUCCAUGAGAUGGGCCACAUCCUUGGACUGUACCAUGUCUUCAAGGGCGUGAGCGAGCGGGACUCCUGUGAUGACCCAUGUCAGGAGACCACCGCAUCCAUGGAGACAGGAGAUCUGUGUGCUGACACCGCACCGACACCCAAAUCCAAAGCAUGCAAAGACCCCGGUGCGGUCAAUGACAGCUGUGGACUCACCAUGUACCACGGCACCCCUUAUAGCAAUUACAUGAGUUACACAGAUGACAACUGCACCAAUCAUUUCACACCCAACCAAGUGGCCCGGAUGCACUGUUAUCUGGACUUGGUCUACCAGAACUGGCUGACGGAGCUGCAACCUGCCCCCAUCCCUCUGGCCCCCAUAGUGACGGACCAGAGUCCGGAUUCUGUCUCUAUCUAUUGGCUGCCACCUAUAAGGGGACCACUUUAUCAGAGCUCCUCCUUCCCAGUGUCUGGUGUCAACUGUGCAGACUGUGAGACGGAUGGCGUCUUCCACCAGUACGCCUCCGAGGCCACCUCGCCGCGCAUCUGUGACACGUCGGGCUACUGGACACCCGAGGAGGCAGUCGGCCCGCCUGACGUGGAGCAGCCCUGCGAUCCCAGCCUCCAGGCCUGGAGUCCCGAGCUCAGCCUUUAUGACACCAACUUGACCUCGCCGUGUCCCGACACGGAGGGCUGCACGCUCACACUGAGGUUCCUCCACCCUAUCGUUCCACACACACUCACCCUCUGGGUCACCUACGUCUCUUCCAACAACCCGGCCGUGGCCAACGUGGAGCUGAUCACGGACGCGGGGAAAAGCGUCAGCCUGGGACCCCAGCACGUCUUCUGUGACAUGCCCUUCACGCUGCGCCUGGACACCCGCGGUGCCGCCAUCGCCGCCAUCAAACUGUGCACCUUCGACGAGAAGAUGGAGGUCGACGCCGCCAUGUUGUCCUCGGCCCCCGGCAGCGCCCAGUGCUCCGGCUGCCACCCUCUGCUGUACGGGAUUCGCCGGCAGCCGCCUUUCGCCGGCGAACCCCCCCCGCCUCAGAGCCAGCAGACGUUCACUGACAGCUCUGUAAGGCAGGGGGUCAAGUACCAGUACACGAUCCAAGUGGAAGCAGACGGUCUCCUCAGCGAUCUCUCCUCACCUCUCCUCUACACCCACGGGCAGUCCUACUGCGGAGACGGCCUCACACAGGGGACAGAAGAGUGUGACGACAGCAAUCUGUUGGACGGCGACGGCUGUUCCAAGAAAUGCCAAAAGGAGACGAGCUUCAACUGCAACGGCGAGCCGAGCCGCUGUUACGUCUUCGACGGCGACGGCGUGUGCGAGGAGUUCGAGCGGGGCUCCAGCGUCCGGGACUGCGGCUACUUCACACCUUUGGGCUACACGGACCAGUGGGCUUCCGCCGCCACCGCUUCUCACCAGGACCCCGACCGCUGUCCCGCCCACGCCGCCACCGGGGAGCCGUCACUCACCAAGCUCUGCAGGUACCAGCACCUGGAAAGGAAGAAACUGCCCACAGACGCCUGGUUCCCCUGCACAGCCCAGUCCGACACAAAUGACCUGGAACAUUCAUUUUGGCUGAAGGUGGGAUUUGUCCAUCCCGGAGUGGCAGCUUCUGUGAUGGUGUACCUGGCUUCAGAUGGGUUGUGGUCCGGGGAGCAGUGUCGGAGGACGGCCACCAUCCUCCUGUCCGAUACUACUGGGAAGAACCACUCACUCGGCACACAUGACCUCUCAUGCCAUCGGAACCCAUUGGUGGUGAACGUGACCCAUGACCUCUCUCGACCCUUCUUCAUCACGGCCUCGGUUAUUCUCCUCUUCUCCUCCCCCUCUGUGGCAGUGGGAGGCGUGGCCCUGAGGACGUCCUGCCACUUCAGCUCCUUCGCCCUGACCGGCUGUUUGCGGGAGCCGUGCCAGCUGGACAGCUGCGGACCCCCCCAGCUAGAGCACGCCUCGGUCAGGUGCACGGGAGGAGGGAAGUCCUCGCACUGCUCUGUCCAGUGUCACCGCGGUUUCAGCGCCACUGUCCUCGACAGCAAGGGAACCCGACCCCACCAGAGAGAAUCGCAGCUGAAGUGCUUCCGCGGUUCGUGGGAUCGCGUCGUCAGCUGUCAGCCUGUCGACUGCGGCCUGCCCGAUCAGUCUCACGUCUACCACGCCAUAUUCAGCUGCCCCUGGGGGACCACCUUUGGGAAACAGUGCUCCUUCACCUGUGGAUCACCAUCCAUACUACAAGGUGACAGCGACAGGUUGGUGUGUCUGGAGGACGGCCUGUGGUCUUUCCCAGAAGCCUACUGCAAGAUCGAGUGUCCCGAGGUUCCGGACAUACCCGCCGCCAAGCUGCUGACGGUGGACUGCGUGGCCUCGGGGCACGACGUCGGCUCCGUGUGCCGUUAUAAAUGCAACCCAGGCUUCUACGUGAUUGGGAGCCUCAAGAAGAAGACGCCACGGAAGUACUUCAAGUUGGAGUGCCUGGAAGGGGGGCAGUGGGAGGAAACUAACUGUGAGCCCAUAUCCUGCCCGGCCCCACCUGAUGUAUUCCAGGGCAUGUACACCUGCACCAACGGCCUGUACUACGACACCCUCUGCACCCUGCAGUGCCCAGAUGCCACAAAAGAUAGGGAGAUCCGCUGCACUAAGGAGGGGGACUGGACCGCCGAGUUCACCAUGUGCUCCAAGCUCCACGGAUCGUGCUCUCCUCCUGCUGAUCUCAACUCUGUAGAGUACAGCUGCGACCAGGGGAUGGAUGUUGGUGCUGUUUGCUACCCAACAUGCAUUGCGGCUGUAGACAUGGAUCUGUGUGACCCGGUGGUUCUGCCCAAUGGCAGUACAGUUGGCUCUUUACAGCACUGGAUGCUGCCCACCAAAGUCCAGAGCAUAGUCUGCACAGGGAUGAUGAAGUGGUACCCUGACCCUCAAUACAUCCAUUGCAUCCAGUCCUGUGAGCCUUUUGGAGGGGACGGCUGGUGUGACACCAUCAACAACCGGGCCUACUGCCAGUAUGAUGGAGGGGACUGCUGCCCGUCCACACUCUCCACCAAAAAGGUCAUUCAGUUCGGGGCGGACUGCAACCAGGACGAGUGCACUUGCCGUGAUCCGGACGCCGAGGAGAAUAAGAGGAGCGCCAAGGACUCUGGAGGAGGAGGAGGAGGAGGAGGA